CCUGCCAUCUGAAUCCAGUAAUUUCUGAACAUGGGUGCCUGGGGCUGUUUGCAGAAUCUGGAUCAGGAUUAUUAGCAUUUAACUAAAGAAGAUUUUUAGUUUAGGGAUUCCUGUAUUAUACUGUGCUUUUGGAUAUAUCUGUUCCAGUUAUCCUUCUAGCUUUUUUGGAUCUGGGUUUUUUUAAUCUGUGUAGUUAUUUUUAAGAAUUCUUGUGCAGCAUGAUAUCUUUAGUUAUUGUGUUGCUUUCCAGUAAGGCUUUUAUUUUGUAGAAUAAUUCCUACCUAAUGUUUGACUAACUUUCACAGAAUCUCAAAAGAAAUCUUAUUGUACACCAUGGAGUUCAGCUUCUCAAAAAUACAUGAUCCCCAUGCUGUUCACAUUAAGCAUCAAGGAAUUUCCAGCUAGCUCGACUUUCGCUGUGGAGAAUUUCUUUUCUAGGAAGAUGGAUGCCUUUACUUGUUGAUUACUUCAGUACUCUUUAUUUUACUUCUACAAAUAAAAACUGGUGUGCUUUUUUAGAACUCAUUUUCCUGGCUUAUCUCAUUAGACAACUCCUCCCUAUGAGCUGCAGCUGUCUUAAAUCAUCUGUUCAGGAGAGUUUUUUUAGGGAGCGUGGGAGGAAAGAAAAUAUUGCUGAUGACCAUUCUCAGUUCUGUCAUUUAACAAUUUGUCUCUUGUGCGCAUUAACCUUUUUUCUUUACGUGUUUUUUUUUCUUUUUUAAAUUGUUAUUUCCUUCUCUGUUGAAUAUUGAUGGUUUUGUUCAGUGUGACAUGAACUGAGUAGGGUUUGUCUUUAGAUCUUCAUGUUGUCAAGAGAUGUCAGAGUAGCAUGCACUCUGCUGGGAUCAGAAGGUAAUAGCAAUGCAGCAGAGUUUCUUGGUUUAUCUGUUCUAAAAAGCUUUUCUGGAGGGCUUUUUGUGGCAAACUCCAGUGUAUGACACCACUGCAAAGCUGUGUGACUUCAUCAGAGUCACUGUAUUAUUUACUUAUUAUAUUUAUUUAGCUUUUUCUUGUAGACAGUGGGUAUUAAAGCUUUCCUUUGCAGCUCAUAGUGUUCCAAAAGCAUUGUUCUUUGCCACUGUGCAUUGCCUGGGUGAACUGCUGUUCUAAGAGCAAUGCAGAUUGAAAGAUGAUGUGCAGACAAUGGAAUAAUCUUGGUGGACCUAUCCCAUACAUCAUUGUUUUCAUGUUUUGUAAGCUGUUGAUGGAGUUGGAAAUUAUUUGGACUUGAGGUCUGUUGAUUGUCUGACAUUUACAGUUUGACCAGUUACUGAAAUUUGAGUAUUUCCUGGGAGAUUCCUCCGUCAUAUUGUUGAUUUGGUAAUAUUGUUCCUCUGGCUUUCAGACGCCCUUCCCAGAUAGGACCUAAAUCUUCAAGGUGUAAAGACUAUAUCUUCAUAAAUCUUUUUUGCUUUAUUAUAUACAGCAAGAGAUGAAGGGAAAGAAUUUGAAGGCUAGUUUUUCUCUAUAUGUGUAGUGUGCCUAGGGCAUGUGUACAAGGGAAGAGUUGGAUACUUUCAAAGUAAUCUUUGGCUGCAGAAAAGUCAAAGUGGGGCCUUGAUAAUGAAAGCAGGUAACAAAGGCUGUGUAAGAAGAAAGAUUUGUCUCUCAGAUCUAGUAUUUUUGGGAUUUAAAGCUUUUACUUCAUCUGAGUGAUCGAAGUAAAAGCUGCCUUCCUUAUCAGUCUCUUAUUUUUUUAGGUUUCCAUGAAGAUAAACAACUGAAAUGUGGAUAGCUUAUUUGUAGUUUGGUGUUGGUUGUCAUCUGGAACCUGCUGGUGUCUCCUCUCAGUAGUAGGCGUGGUGUUGGCAGCUGAGAGCCAUGAAGGUUGUCCCAGAGAAGAAUGCUGUCCGCAUCCUGUGGGGUAGGGAACGGGGUACCCAAGCCUUGGGUGCUCAGCGGCUUCUGCAGGAGCUGGUGGAAGAUAAAACUCGAUGGAUGAAAUGGGAAGGCAAGAAAGUUGAGUUACCAGACAGUCCACGCUCCACCUUCUUGCUGGCGUUUAGUCCAGACAGGACCCUAAUGGCUUCCACACAUGUGAACCACAACAUCUACAUCACAGAGGUGAAAACGGGCAAAUGUGUUCAUUCCUUGGUUGGACAUCGUCGCACUCCCUGGUGUGUCACCUUCCAUCCCACCAUCCCAGGCCUCAUUGCUUCAGGAUGCCUAGAUGGGGAGGUUAGAAUUUGGGAUUUACACGGUGGAAGUGAGAGCUGGUUCACAGAUAGCAACAAUGCCAUUGCAUCACUUGCUUUUCACCCUACGGCUCAGCUCUUGUUGAUUGCCACUGCCAAUGAGAUACAUUUCUGGGACUGGAGUCGUCGGGAGCCUUUUGCAGUGGUGAAAACGGCCAGUGAGAUGGAGCGGGUCAGGCUGGUACGGUUUGAUCCCUUGGGACACUACUUGCUCACAGCGAUAGUUAACCCUUCUAACCAGCAGAGCGAUGAGGAAGUGGAAAUCUCCGUGGACAGCACAGAGAUGCCGCAUUAUCGCCAGCGCGCUAUCCUUCCAUCUCAGCCUGUGAGGCGCACACCCCUCCUGCACAACUUCCUGCAUAUGUUGUCCUCCCGCUCCUCUGGCAUACAGGUGGGAGAGCAAAACAGUGUUCAAGACUCUGCUACCCCAUCCCCUCCACCGCCUCCACCACCACCACCUCCGCCUCCAGCCAGUGAGAACACAAGGGCAUCUGUCUAUAACAGGCUCCGGGAGCGAGUCAGCUAUCCCACAGCAGAGUGCUGCCAGCACCUGGGGAUGUUGUGCCUUUGCAGCCGAUGCUCUAGUGCAAGACUUCCUUCUUCUCUCUUCCCACACCAGGAAAACGCACCCUCCACGUCUUCUGGGGCCACUGGCACUUCCUUCUCCUCUGUGCAGACAGAGCCUUAUCAACCCCCAGAGCAGGCAUCCGUAGCGCAGGAGGAGCAGGGGAUACUUAACAGGCCCUCUGCUUUCAGCACAGUUCAGAGCAGCACUGCUGGCAACACCCUGCGCAACCUUAGCCUGGGUCCCACGCGGCGGUCCCUCAGCGGGUCCUUGGCAGGCCACCAGUCCCGGUACCAACAGUCUGCGAGAGAGAUGGCUUCAGGCUUGGGUGGGUCUGACUGGUCCAGGACAGUGCUGAACAUGAGCUCUCGGUCCGAGCUGGAAGCCAUGCCUCCUCCUAGGACCAGUGCCUCCUCCGUGAGCUUGCUGUCCGUGCUCAGACAGCAGGAGGGAGGUUCCCAGGCAUCAGUGUAUACCUCUGCAACAGAAGGGAGGGGCUUUCUGGCCCCAGGGGCUGAGGUGAACAGUGGUAGUAGUGCUGGCCCGAGCAAUCCGGCCAGCAUUCGUAAUGAGCUCCAGUGUGAUUUGAGGCGAUUCUUCCUGGAAUAUGACCGGCUUCAGGAGUUAGAUCAGGGGAUUGGUGGGGAGCCCAGCCAGUCGCAACAGGCUCAAGAAAUGCUCAACAACAACAUUGAGCCUGAUCGACCGGGUCCCUCCCAUCAGCAGACUCCACAAAGCAGUGAAAACAAUUCCAAUUUGUCCCGGGGUCACCUGAACCGCUGUCGUGCUUGUCAUAACCUGCUGACCUUUAACAAUGACACGCUGCGCUGGGAAAGAAGCACGCCUAGCUACACACCAGGGCAGGUCCAAAGCACAUUUGAGGGUGUGCCUCCAAAUACCAGCCAGGUGCAGCCUGCAGAGAGAACCGAGGGCAGAGCUCCUGCCUCUAGCAGACUGCAGCUGGGCAGCUCUUCCACCCCGCAGGAGGAGAGGACCGUGGGAGUGGUCUUUAACCAGGAGACGGGGCACUGGGAAAGAGUUUACAGCCAGUCGGCUUCAAGCAGACCUGGGAAUGUAUCACAGGAGGCCUUAAACCAGGAAAUGCCUGAGGAAAGCUCAGAGGAGGAUUCACUCAGGAGGAGGUUGCUGGAGUCUUCCCUCAUUUCAUUAUCUCGCUAUGAUGGAGCAGGAUCCCGGGAACAUCCAAUCUACCCAGAUCCAGCCAGGUUGUCUCCUGCUGCAUAUUAUGCUCAGAGGAUGAUCCAGUAUCUUUCCCGGAGGGACAGUAUUCGACAGCGCUCUAUGCGAUAUCAGCAAAACCGUCUGCGCUCUUCCUCCUCCUCUGCUUCCACUUCAGACAGCUCAAACCCAUCUGUGGAGGGAAAUGAUCUGGAAUUUGAAGAUUUUGAAAGGGACAAUGGAGACCGAUCCAGGCACCGAGCUCCCCGGAAUGCCCGCAUGUCUGCACCGUCACUGGGGCGCUUUGUCCCGAGACGCUUCUUGCUGCCAGAGUACUUGCCUUAUGCUGGGAUUUUCCAUGAACGGGGACAGCCUGGCUUGGCCACCCAUUCCUCUGUCAACAGGGUCUUGGCAGGUGCUGUGAUUGGGGAUGGACAGUCAGCUGUGGCCAGCAACAUUGCCAACACCACCUACCGGCUCCAGUGGUGGGACUUCACUAAGUUUGAUCUGCCUGAAAUCAGCAAUGCCUCUGUGAAUGUGCUUGUCCAAAACUGCAAGAUUUACAAUGAUGCCAGCUGUGAUAUCUCUGCCGAUGGGCAGCUGCUGGCAGCCUUCAUUCCCAGCAGUCAGAGAGGCUUCCCUGAUGAAGGAAUACUGGCUGUGUAUUCUCUGGCACCUCACAACUUGGGCGAGAUGCUUUACACAAAGCGAUUUGGACCUAAUGCCAUUUCUGUGAGCCUGUCUCCAAUGGGCAGAUAUGUUAUGGUGGGACUGGCUUCCCGACGUAUCCUGUUGCACCCCACUACAGAACACAUGGUUGCUCAAGUUUUCAGGCUGCAACAGCCCCAUGGUGGAGAAACCUCUAUGAGGAGAGUUUUCAACGUUCUGUACCCGAUGCCUGCCGACCAGAGAAGACACGUCAGCAUAAACUCAGCUCGCUGGCUGCCUGAGCCAGGCCUGGGAUUGGCUUAUGGCACCAACAAAGGGGACCUGGUGAUUUGCCGACCAGAGGCUUUAAACUCUGGAGUUGAGUACCACUGGGACCAGCUGAAUGAGAACGUCUUCACUGUGCAUUCCAGCAGCAGGAAUACUGAGCGGCCUGGAACCAGCAGAGCUACAUGGAGGACAGACAGGGACAUGGGCCUGAUGAAUGCCAUAGGCCUACAACCCCGAAAUCCCCCCACCUCUGUGACAUCACAGGGUACCCAGACUUUGGCACCUCAGCUGCAGAAUGCCGAGACUCAGACAGAGAGGGAGGUACAGGAGCAGGAAUCCACCUCUGCAGGGACUGGUGAAGGUGAAGGUCCAGAAUAUGGGGCCAGUGGGGAGGAUGCCCUGAGCAGGAUUCAAAGGCUGAUGGCAGAAGGUGGCAUGACUGCCGUGGUUCAGCGGGAGCAGAGCACCACCAUGGCGUCCAUGGGCGGCUUUGGCAACAACAUCAUCGUGAGCCACCGGAUCCACCGCAGCUCUCAGACGGGCGCGGAGCCCGCUGGGGCUGAGGGCACGGCAGCACAGCAGUCCAGCUCUCAGCAGCUGGGCACAGAGCUGGAGGGACGCAUCCUGUCAGAGUCUGUGCAGCUGCCGGAGCACGGCCUGAGCCCGCGGACAGCCCCAAGCGGGAGCGAAGGACAAAGCGCUGGUGACCUGGACCUGCCAGAGCAGGCCCAGUCCUCCAUGGACACCGAGGGACCAAUUGAAUACAGUGACCUAACUAAUAAUAACCAUCUGCCUGACAGUACCAACUUCUAUAGUAAUGGCAGCACCAGUGGGGAGUCGCGGAACAGGUAGAGGUUGAGUUGUGUGUUGGUGCUACCCUUGUACUGCUCAGCAGAGACCUGUACCUCACAGCUGGCCAGGAGCUGGAAGAGUAGGGAUGGGUGGCUCUAACAGGAUGCUGGUGGUUCAGAGGGUUUCUCUAUCCUGGGUGAUGGGAGAAGGGAUAAGAAUUGCAAGGGAAACCAUGGGGAAGAAAGCAUACUUCCAACAUUCCCACUGCUGAACAGUUAAUAGGAAUACAAACCAUGCUUGCUGCACAUCAGCCAAAUUUUGAAGCCCCAUGGCGUCCCCUGAGCUAAGUCCUGCAAUUUGGUGUGUCAUCAUUUAUAAAGCCUUUUUCCUUUCCUUUUUCCUGCCCUUUUAUACCUGUGGAGCUGAUCAGUAGAGUGAAGAAAGGGAAGGGGGCCUGCAGCAUCUUUCUGGAGACAGGCAGUACUGGGCAAACCCAGGCGUGAUGCUCCAGCUCUGUUGCUGGAGUGGAGGAGUCUUCCAGGCCACAGUCUCUCUCCAUAGCACAGCACUGCUCCCCCAAAGUGUGGUGUUCUGAGACCAGUCCUGCCUAUGCUGUGGUCUUUUUUUGGGAAGAACUGGGCUUCACCAGAACAUACAUGGCUCAGGAUAUGCUCACAGGUGGGAUCUUUCCUUUUUAGAGUUAGUUUAGGACUUGGCAGGAACUGAAGCAGAGAUGCCGUAUGGAUGGGUGGAGGGACAAGGGCUACUGCUCUCUAGUCAGGAUGCAGUUCACACAAGGAUGUUCUAAGCCGUGCCAAUAUUAACAUGAAUGAGCCACCCCAGUGGUUUCAUGGUGCCAGGACUGAGCUGCAUGUCCUUGGCAGGGGGCAGGAAAUCUCUUUCAGCUCCAGGCCAGGGUGUGAGGUAUGGGUCUGUGAUGUAAGGUGUUGCAUGUGAAAUCUUGACCUUGUACAUGUAGUUUCUAGUGGAGAAGUCAAGGCUCUGAUACUUUGUUUUUAGUCUCUAAUGUGAUUUUCCUUUUCGUUUGUAACUCUCCAUCCCUAGCAGCUUGUGGAGGAAGUACAGGGAGAGUGUGAGUGCUAACGAGGGAAACACCAAAGAUCAAUGUCAUUAAAAUAUGACAAACCCUU
Molecule: messenger RNA, 6818 nt
Organism: Sturnus vulgaris (Common starling)
Lineage: Eukaryota; Metazoa; Chordata; Aves; Passeriformes; Sturnidae
Gene: AMBRA1
Product: autophagy and beclin 1 regulator 1
Biological process (GO): autophagosome assembly; mitophagy
Cellular component (GO): Cul4-RING E3 ubiquitin ligase complex; intracellular membrane-bounded organelle
Molecular function (GO): ubiquitin-like ligase-substrate adaptor activity; protein binding
Source: RefSeq, a predicted model, not a curated record